Messenger RNA from Quercus lobata, 2020 nucleotides. Its product is annotated as exo-poly-alpha-D-galacturonosidase-like. Lineage: Eukaryota; Viridiplantae; Streptophyta; Magnoliopsida; Fagales; Fagaceae. Gene Ontology annotation, molecular function: polygalacturonase activity. The transcript has 5 exons. Gene Ontology annotation, biological process: carbohydrate metabolic process. The record is from RefSeq and is a predicted model, not a curated record. The coding region runs from base 342 to 1790 and encodes 482 amino acids.
UAUAUAUCAUUACCGUAGUCCCUCUCUCUCAAAUCAAAAUAUUUCUCCACCUUUCUCUCAUUUCCUUACUCUCUCUUUCUCAAAUCAAAAGUCGAAAUAGCAGAGUGUAUCUUGCAUUGCGGGAGCAAUUCGAACCAGAGAUUGACUUCACAAGCUUUCUUUCUCUCUCCAAAAGCUUAUCUGUUAUGAUGGGUUAUUCUGUGUAUUCAAGCUCAGACAAUCCAAUGCUCCGCUAAAAAUAGAAGGGACUGGAUUUUUUAAUUUUCACCUUCAAGAGUUUUGGAUUGGAUGCAUUUUUUUUACCUUUGGCUAUGGAGAGAUGAUUUUGCUUAAUUACAAACAUGGGUGCAAGUAAGAAACUAAAAAUGGCAACCCCAUUAGGGCCAUUACUCCUUCAACUCUUCCUCCUCAUCCUGCUCUUAAUCUCAAUCCACCAAUCACACCCAGCCACUGCAUCCACAAUCCAUCUCCCAUUCUCCAUAUACCCUUACUCACUAUCAGUCACUGACUUCGGAGCCACCGGUGACGGCCUCCACUACGACACAGCUGCCAUCCAAUCUGCCAUCAAAGCCUGCCCCACCUUCCACCACACCCAAUGCCACGUCACGUUCCCUCCCGGAACCUACCUCACCAGAACUUUGUUCCUCAAAUCCGGUGUUGUGUUGGACAUCAAAGAAAACGCAACCUUGCUGGGUUGUACAAAAAUGGAGGACUACCCAAAAGAAUUGCAGGAAUGGUACGUGGUGGUGGCGGAGAACGCAAGUGAUGUGGGGAUCACCGGUGGAGGCAUGGUGGAUGGACAUGGUUUGGGUUUCGUGAAGAGGUUUAAUGAGAGGAAGAACGUGAUGGUGAGUUGGAACACCACUGGAGCUUGUUUAGGAGAUGAGUGUAGACCCAGGCUUGUUGGUUUCAUUGACUGUAAGAAUGUUAGGGUUUGGAAUAUCACACUCACAGAGCCUGCUUAUUGGUGCUUGCAUAUAGUACGGUGUGAAAACACAUCAAUUCAUGAUGUUUCGAUUUAUGGAAACUUCAAUACACCUAACAAUGAUGGGAUUGAUAUAGAGGAUUCAAAUAAUACAGUCAUUACAAGGUGUCACAUCGAUACUGGAGAUGAUGCUAUCUGUCCAAAGACAUACACUGGCCCUCUUUAUAACUUGACUGUGACAAACUGUUGGAUUCGAACAAAAUCUUCAGCAAUCAAACUUGGUAGUGCAAGUUCAUUCGAUUUCAAGGGUCUAAUAUUUGACAAUAUCACAAUUGUAGAGUCUCAUAGAGGGCUGGGAUUGCAGAUACGUGAUGGAGGAAAUGUAAGCGACAUUACCUUCUCAAACAUAAACAUAAGCACAAGAUACUAUGACCCUUUAUGGUGGGGAAGAGCGGAGCCUAUAUAUGUGACAACAUGCCCAAGGGACUCCAGUGCAAAGGAGGGUUCAAUCUCAAAUGUAGUUUUUAUUAACAUCACUGCAAAUUCUGAAAAUGGUGUGUUCUUAUCAGGUUCUAAACAUGGGCUACUAAGCAAUUUGAGAUUCAUAAAUGUGAACCUGACUUACAGAAGAUGGACAAAUUAUUCUGGUGGAUUGAUAGAUUACAGACCAGGAUGCCAAGGACUUGUUAAUCACAGCAUUGCUGGGAUCAUCAUGGAACACAUUGAAGGUUUGGAGGUUGAAAAUGUUAACAUGAGAUGGUCUGAUCACCCAUUUGGACACUGGAACAAUCCUCUUGAUUUCAAGCCUUCAACUGUAAAUAAUAUUUCUUUGUUUAAUUUUCGUUCAAGUUUGUACAUAAAAUGAUAGUGGCAUCCUUGAGCGUGGUUUUGAAAUUUGGAUUGUUUAAAGAACUGGAAUAGGGAGAGGUUCAAGGAUUUUGAAGUCGGAUCGAGAUUCAACUGAGGUAAAACUGUUAUGUGUCAUUUAAUUUUUUACUGGUUUUUAUACCUAAAUUGUAUUUAUAUGUUAUUCCUUAUCAAUAAAAUGCAUGUGGCCCAAUGGUUUGGGCUUUGGAAAUGCUUAUUUGCCUGUUA